Molecule: messenger RNA, 444 nt
Organism: Emiliania huxleyi CCMP1516
Lineage: Eukaryota; Haptophyta; Isochrysidales; Noelaerhabdaceae
Exons: 2
Coding region: 1-444 (147 amino acids)
Source: RefSeq, a predicted model, not a curated record
AUGGCCCUCGUGGCCGCUGCCCUCGCUCGCCUGCCCGCCUCCGCCGCAGCGCUCUCGCUUCCGGCGGCGUCCGCGGCGCGCGCACCCGUCGCGUACCGCUGCCCAUCGUGCGGCGACCCGCUCCUGCCGACCUCCUCCGGCUCCCUCCGCUGCCGCAAUGGGCACUCGGUCGACGCGGCGCGCGAGGGCCACCACCACCUUCUUCGGCGGCCGCUCUCUGCAAAGGUGGCCGAGGAGGCGGACCAGGUCGCGCGAGCCGCCAGAGCUUUCCACGACGGCGGCAGCUUUGACGCGGCCGCCGACGCAAUCGCGGCCGAGGCCGCGGCGAAGCGGCAGCCCUCCGCGCGCUUCGCCGUCGCGUCGCCGCACGCGCUUCCCUUCUCCGAUGGCUGCUUCGACCUGGCGGCUGCCCUCGGCCUGCGCCGGCGGAGCCUGCGGGCGUGA